Dentiscutata heterogama is the source of this 204-nucleotide messenger RNA. NCBI's taxonomy places the organism in Eukaryota, Fungi, Glomeromycota, Glomeromycetes, Diversisporales, Gigasporaceae. The record is from the annotation of a GenBank genome assembly.
AAACAAAUAAUCCAUCAGAAGAAGCUAUGGGAUAUUCUAAAUUUACAAUAUUUAUUAAAGAAAAAUUUGGUCAAGAUGAAUCUGUAACCUUGUUUAUUGAGUUGGUUAAAUUUUGCAAAAAAACCUCACCAUACGAUAAUGAAGUUAUUUGGAAUUCAGCAACAUCAUUUACUCCAUUGUUAUGGUGGCAAUUAUGGCCAUAUA